AUGGGAAACUGCAUAGAUGUUUUGAUGCAUCGGCCAAAAGAGAAGAUUAGAGUUCUCAUGUCUGAUGGAGGAGAUGAGUUCAAUGCCUGGGCACCUGCUGAAAAAAUCACCCGUGGCCCUUACAAUGGCCUUAAGCUGGUACACCAUGCUGAGCCUCAUUCAUCAUUGCCACCCAACACCAGGCUAGAACCUUAUCUCUUACCACUCCAGGCACAGCCUCCUUGCCCUCCGAUUCCUUCAAGAACGGCCAACCCCAAAACUGGCAAGAGACGGAAAGUGCAGAUUGUGGUGACUAGGGAACGGUAGGAGUUGCUGUUAAGAACCACGCAGAAGUUCGAGUCCAAAGCUUCCUUUUCUCUAGUUGAUGCUUCUCUCUUCAUCUUUUUAGACUCUACUUCAAUGGAUUUUGUCAGUGCAUCAACCUUCUUCAUGAGCAUCUGGCAAGGGAUUUUACCUCAGGUCAGUGCAGGUUGGAAUGCCUGCAUUACAAACAGUACUGAACGAUUCUGGCCUGGCUGUAUUGAAGCCCAAAUCGUGUUCACUGCCCGCCCAACUCUUUUGGGCUUGCUCACCCCAAUGACUUGCACGAUUGGGCUGCUAAUUGCAGAAACCAUAACUUCUUUCUCCCACCCUCUCCCUCUCUAUUGUUGUGUUGUAAUUCUAGUUCAACUGGCAAUGGAUAUCCAAGAAAAGCUCAUGCAGCACAGAUCUAAUGUCGCCAUGACAUUUAUUGUUUCAGUCGUAAUCUCCUUGCUGUUGUAUGCAUCCCCUCGGCUCAUAAACAUUCUGACCUACUUCUGGCCUCUAUUUGCCUCUACGGCUGUCUUGUUGGUGGCAAUAAUAGGCUUUGGAGGCCUUUCCCAGUUGGCAUCUGAAACUCACGGUUACAAAGCAGGCGAAGGAAUCAUAGAUUAUGUUCAACGCAGACCAGAACAUACAGAAGUGUCUUAAAGGUUUGAGCAAACUUAGAAGGUUCAACUUUCAAGCUUCAAUGAGUGGGUUCAGAAUUUUUCUGGUGCUUAUUCAUCAAUGACUUCGUAUUCUCUGUAACUAUAUGACUGCAUAAAAAGAUGUUUCAAUCUCCCACUCUGUUUGUUCUAAAUAUGAAAACAACUUGGAUGACAUGGAAAAUGUAAAUCCUGGAAGUAAUAUUGCAAAGACGGUUUCUCUA
Messenger RNA from Carya illinoinensis, 1171 nucleotides. RefSeq lists its product as uncharacterized. The record is from RefSeq and is a predicted model, not a curated record. Lineage: Eukaryota; Viridiplantae; Streptophyta; Magnoliopsida; Fagales; Juglandaceae. The transcript is spliced from 4 exons.